UCUGGGGGCUGCUGAAGUCCAGAAUGAAGCAAAGAGCAGCAGAAGCGAGUGCUGCAGUGGGAGCGGAGGAGACCAAGCAUCACCGAGAGCUGGAGCUGGCUGUUAUCCCUGCUGGGAGCAACUGGGAGCACCCAGGGGAUCCUGCAGCUUUGUCUCCCACAGGAGACAGCCUCUGGCACUGCCACCGAGACCACUGCCAGCCCCUGGGGAGCCGAGGGAAAGGGGCUGGUGGCUGCAGGAGGCAGGGCUGGGCUGGAGGGCAGCGAGGUCAGCCCUGCUAUGGUUGCGGGGGGCUAGGAGCCUGUGUGGAUCCGCCGGGAGGAGGUGAACGAUGACUGCCAAAGAAGGGAGAGCCAAGCCCGUUGCCCAGUCCAGGAUGGAGAACUUCCGAAAGGUGAGGACCUCGGAGGAGGAGAUGCCAUUGCCCUUCCCAGACCUGCCCCCAGACGUGGUGGAGAUGAAAGUGAAGGAGGGCAGCAAGAUCAGGAACCUGAUGAACUUUGCCAUGGCCCAGAUGGAGCUGAAGGGCAGGCGACAGAUCGUGUUCAGCGGCUGCGGCAGGGCGGUCACCAAGACCAUCACCUGCGUGGAGAUCAUGAAGCGCAAGCUGGGAGGGCUCCACCAGGUCACCAAGGUACGCUACAAAACCGUGCUGGAGGUCUGGGAGAACCAGGACCCACUGCCCGACGGCCCCGCACAGAACCUGACCGUCCACAAGAACGUCCCCUCCAUCUGCAUCCUGCUCUCCCGGGACCCCCUGGACCCCAACCAGACGGGAUACCAGCCCCCGGAGCCCCAGCAUGAGGCAGGAGAAGACACAUCGGGAUCCUCCACCAAGGGGCUGAAGCGGCCGCUGCCGCCUCCCUGCGAGGAGCUGCUGCCCAAGAAGCUGCAGGUACAGGUGUCUGACAGCCCCAGGGGCUCGGGGACCACCGCUGGCCAGCUGGACCACUGACCCCAAUGCCUCCCACCCCACCGGCCAGGUACCGAGGCAGGAAUAUCCACUCAUUCCAGGGUCACUGGUGGGCUGCAGGCUCCCCCUGACCUCUCCCCACUUGCUGCUCCUUGACCCCUGUGGAUGGCCGUCCCCAGAUUUGGCGUGAAGGUUAAACAGUUAAACCCACCGUCUCUUGGUUAUGGAUUGAAGCAGGUGAGGGUGUGGGGGGGAAGCUGGUAACCUCUAAUUCAGCCACCCAGGGACACUGUGACCACCAGCCACAUCCUGCAGCGACUCCCACGGAGCCAGAGCAGCUGAGGGGUGCCCGGACCACCACAACCACUCCCCACUGCAAUGCCUCAUAUCCAUCUGGAGAGAUGGGUUUGCCCCAAGCUUGUUGGAAUAAAACAUUCAUUAUCAAACCCAAA
Messenger RNA from Hirundo rustica (Barn swallow), 1365 nucleotides. RefSeq names its product ribonuclease P and MRP subunit p25 (gene RPP25). The coding region runs from base 332 to 955 and encodes 207 amino acids. The transcript has a single exon. The record is from RefSeq and is a predicted model, not a curated record. Gene Ontology annotation, molecular function: RNA binding. Gene Ontology annotation, biological process: tRNA 5'-leader removal. Gene Ontology annotation, cellular component: ribonuclease MRP complex. NCBI's taxonomy places the organism in Eukaryota, Metazoa, Chordata, Aves, Passeriformes, Hirundinidae.